AUGCCCCUCCUCCACGCGGGCUCCGCUCUGCUCGUGCUGCUCCUCAUCCUCCCGCAGGUGCAUGCAUUCGGAGCUGGCAACAUCGCAUCCAUCUCCGCUGUCGAAGGCAAGAACUGGCGCCAUGGAGACAUCGAAGAUAUUCUCAAGACCAUCGCAUGCAUCCACGGCCACAAAUGGACCUCAACCAUGAUCAAGCGCGUAUACUUCGGAAACUGGCUGCGGGAUUACUCGCAGGCAAUGGACGUCGGCACGCUCAAAAGUCUGCAGGCCGAGACUAUCCGCAUCUUGGUGUGGGUCCUUUCGUUCCUGAGCUUCGGGUAUGCGACUGGUGAAUUCGAAGUGACGUCUGAUCGCUUGGGCGUUUACCGUCCAGAGGAGCAUAUCGACAACCCCAAGGACUAUGCCGACAAUGAGGAUGCGCGCCAAUACGACAAACGCCUGCGCCCACCCGUUCGCAACAUUGAACUCGAAAUCGACCCUAACACCGGCAUGAAGAACUACAUCGCCAACGAACGAGGCGACUGGGCCACCAGCGCGGCAUACAUCAAGUUCAGCAUGAGCCGCAGCAUCCACUACGGGCGGACAUACAUCCAUGGCGGAUCGAACAAGGGCAACGAGGACGAUUUGUGUGAAGCGCUGCGGUGCAUGGGACAGGGCCUGCACACAUUGGAAGAUUUCGCUGCGCAUACCAACUAUAUCGAGCUGGCGUUGCGCGAAAUGGGCAUGCGCAAUGUCUUCCCGCAUACUGGCACGGCGACUGAGUGUAAUAUCCAUGGGAAACACGUGUUCCCGCUCGUCACGGGUACAUUUGGUAUGGUUGAUUUCUUCCAUUCUGUGCUUGGAGAGGCUACGGAUCACUUCACGCAGUCUGAGGUUAAUGAAAUGGAUAUUGCUCUGGGGGAUGCUGAGACCACUGCUCAGUCUAAUAACUCUCUAAAUGCUUUGACUGGAUUGCUCGGCAAGAUCCCUGGUACAAAGGAUCUUGUCUCCGAGGCUGAAAGUUUGAAGAGAUCAUCUGCCGCGCAGGAGUCCGCUAAUCGGAGCCGGAGUGCUGCCACUGGAUAUGCAGACACUACCCGUGCCCCAGGUGGUAAUCAGUCAUCUGGGGGCUCUGGCCCCGGCACAGGGUUUGAGGGCAUGCCAGACUUCAAUCCACAAGAGACAGUCGCGAAGAUCUAUCCCAUCCUGGCAUUCCGCGACAAGGUCGUCCGCAAGCUCAACUCGAUCAUCGAAAAGAUUCCCGGACUCGAGGCUCUUGUUGAGAAGAUCUCUGAGACUCUCACUGUCGUGAUCAUGUCACUGCUGGCGCCGUUCGUGCGUCCUCUGAUCAAAGCAGCUUCCAAGUCCCUGCAAACCGGAUCAGCGGGUGUCAUCGACGCCUCGGGCAAGCACCAGUACGAGCCUUGGACCGAUCCCCACUGCACUGAUCCGACCCACUCCCUGCUCUCAAAGGAUCAUUUCGCCAAUGUGCUCAACGAGCCCGCUGGUCAAGUCGCUUCUGCUAUCGUGCAGUAUGUCGCACCUCGUAUUCUCUAUGCUUGGCAGCACAUCGACGUGUCCGAGCACGAGGUUCUGGAGGAUUGCAUGCGUGUCUUCCACCAUCCUGCUCUGCGUGAUAUGCACAACGAAGCUCACCGGUCGAUGUUCCAGGUCGUCGAGACUUGGGCCCACUCUCGUCCGGACCGUGGUCAUUCUCUGAAUGAGAUUCUCAGCUCAGAGGGUGUCAGGUCGGGUCGUAAUACCGGCGGCGUCAGCCAUACCCACAGCGGUGGCCAUGGCGGAUUCCCAACACUCGGGGGCAAAAGCCCAACAAGCAUGGAAACGGUAACAGUCAUGCUCAAAGCCAUGGGCAAUCAUCGGCAGCAAUCAAGCAGCUCCUCUUCAAAUCACAACAACUCCUCCUCGUCCAGUCUGCCCUGGGACAAGCUCUCUUCCCUCCCAAUUCCCGGCAUGUCCAAUCUGAAUAAACUCGAAAGCAAAAUCUCAAACUUCAUUCCUGGCGGUUUGACUCGUGAUAUGGGUGAAGAUAACGGGCAGUCGCGCGGUGGGUAUGAGUAUGGAUCACCAACCCACGCAGUUGGUGAUUCGCGAGGGGGCAAUGUCCAACCAGAUCAUAACUUGCAACCCGGCUAUGAUCACGUCCAGCAUGGAUCGUCGCAUCAUGCAGAGCACGGCUCUAGUGGCCAUUCCCACCACCAUGAGCAUGGUGGUCAUCAUGGCGGUCACCAUAGCUCCCAUUCUGGGCAUGGCCAUGGCCAUAGCCACGGCCAUCACCACGAGCAUAGAUACUGA
Messenger RNA from Penicillium antarcticum, 2292 nucleotides. RefSeq names its product Het-C domain-containing protein. Lineage: Eukaryota; Fungi; Ascomycota; Eurotiomycetes; Eurotiales; Aspergillaceae. The transcript is spliced from 5 exons. The record is from RefSeq and is a predicted model, not a curated record. Bases 1 to 2292 code for a protein of 763 amino acids.